Thlaspi arvense is the source of this 405-nucleotide messenger RNA. The record is from the annotation of a GenBank genome assembly. Lineage: Eukaryota; Viridiplantae; Streptophyta; Magnoliopsida; Brassicales; Brassicaceae.
AUGAGUGAUCCCAUGUGCUGUUGUAUCUAUCCUCAUUCACCCGUCAACACGUCACCACAUCAUAAACAGCUCCUUUGGGCAUUCUUUAUUUAUCUUGAAGCUGUUUCAGUUCUUCCUCAAUUAAAAGUCAUGCAGAACACCAAGAUUAUGGAACCAUUCACAGCACAUUACUUAUUUGCUUUGGAAAUCCCUCGGUUCUUGAGUUGUGCACACUGGAUCCUUCAGGUUCUUGAGGUGUUGGAUUCGAGAGGACGGUUACUGACUGCAUUAGGAUAUGGACUAUGGCCUUUAAUGGUCCUCUCUGAAAUCAUCCAAACCUCAACUCUUGCAGAUUUCUGCUAUUAUUAUGUUCAGAGUUUAAUGGGUGGGCAGCUCGUUCUUCGUCUCCCAUCAGGCGUGGUGUAA